UGUGGUCGCCGGGAGACAGCGGCUGCCUAACCAACAACCAACCAAUACAACACGGCCACGUGCGGCGCACGCGCUCACAGCUCAGGAGCGAGCCGGAGAGCAAGCCAUGGCCGCGGGAGCCGCGUUGUACUACCACCCAGCCGCCGGGAAGGCGAGCCUCGAGGCGGUCGCCCCGCCCUCGCCGUCGCUGGCCCUGAGGCCAUCGCGGAGCAAGGUGCUGUGCGUCAGCAGCGGCAGCCGGUGGUGGAUGAGGCGAAGAUGGGAGGGGAAGGCGAGCAGCGUCAGCAGCGGGGCGAGAGCGAGAGCAAGCGCAAGGCCUGCCUUGUUCUCUCCUGUCGCCAUGGACUGGCAGGAGUGCACCACUGAGCUUGAAGUUGAUGUUCCAUGCUCGGUGGCCUAUCAGUGUUACUCAGAACGGGAGACCAUUCCUCAGUGGAUGCCAUUCAUCUCGUCUGUCAAGGUCCUUGAAGAUAAACCUGAUCUUUCACGGUGGACUCUGAAGUACGAGGUCCUUGGGCGGGAUGUAGAAUUUUCUUGGCUUGCACGUAACAUGACACCAACUAAAAACCAGAAGAUUCAUUGGCGAUCUCUUGAAGGUCUUCCUAAUAGAGGUGCUGUCCGGUUCUUCCCCAAAAGCUCAUCCUCGUGUAGAGUACAACUGACAGUGGCAUAUGAAGUUCCUGAAAUUUUGGCCCCAGUUGCAUCAGCACUGAAACCGUUUCUGGAAAGCUUGCUUCUCAAAGGUCUAGAAAGCUUUGCAACAUUUGCUAAGGAGCGUAAUAGCAAGAUUCCUCAGGCUUGACAGCGUCACUCUUCUGUGUUCAACACUCCAUAACAAUAAUUCUAGUUUCGUUCUAGUGAAGCCAUUGAAUCCACAUCACAAUGCCACAAUAGAUGUAAAGAUUGCGUAAUGUCAUUCUGGAUGUGGCCAAAUAAUGUAUCAAAAAGGAAGAGAAUACAUGUGUGAAUACAAAUAUGUCAAAAGUUGGAAGUCUGCUUCUUGCUUUUAUGUCAUUUGUUAAUCAUGUUCUUUUGUCC
Messenger RNA from Sorghum bicolor (sorghum), 1038 nucleotides. RefSeq lists its product as uncharacterized. NCBI's taxonomy places the organism in Eukaryota, Viridiplantae, Streptophyta, Magnoliopsida, Poales, Poaceae. The record is from RefSeq and is a predicted model, not a curated record. Bases 107 to 802 code for a protein of 231 amino acids. The transcript is spliced from 7 exons.